GGCACACGCGCACUCUGUCUCCUGUGUUACUGUCCUCUUUUGUUUUCUGUCCGCCCUGUCCCUCUGACCCCGCGCCCAGCGCCCUCUGCGCUCUGUCCGCUGUCACUUUUGUUUCAGGCCUCCCAUAAAAACACUGGAAAAUGGCGGUGUAACGGCAGGUUCGGCAGCGGCAACAUUCUGGCAGUGCAUCGGCAAAGGGCGCUGGCAUUUUUUGGCAAUAUGGCGUUGUUGUGGGCUUCCCCCCAGUGCUUUGCUGCUUGGGACAGCAGUGUGUCACUUACCUCACCUGAGUCAAAUCUUGUGUUAUCACUAAGUCCUUCACUGAAGCGGAGCAGCCAUGAUGCUUUCAGAGCUGGACCUGGAGGACGUGGAGGCCCUGCACUCAGGGUCCUUGUUUCUGACGGCUGACACUUUGGGGCCCCUUCUGGACCAUUGUGGUGAAGCUCUGUUUGGCCUGUCUUCUCUGGAGGAGCCCCUCUCACCCACCUCUCCUGUGCACUCUCAUCAUGCACCUCUCCCUGAAGCCAAAGCCUCAGACAUGAUGCUGCCAUGGCUUGGAGCCAGUGACCUGCUGGACAUGGAGUGUCCUCAGGAGGAAGACGAUGCUUUGCUGGCUAUGGAGUGGGUGUCUGAGAAGCUGGAGCUGGGUGAGCUCGACCUAGACUCUCUGCUGGACUCGUCUGACGACUGUACUGACUCUCCUGAUCCUGUGCCGGCCCCCUGCCCUCAGCCUGCUUUCACCCCCAAAUUGACGCCUGAGAGCCAAGAGGGUUCAGUGAAGAGCGAGCCCCUAAGCCCAGAGCUGGGCAGUGAGGUGGACCUGGCAGAGGUGCCCAGUCGCUCUCACAGUGACAGUGACAGCGACUCGGGCAUUGAAUCGUCCCCUCCUCACACCCCCCAGAGCUGCAGGAGCAAACCCUACAGUCGCCCACAGUCCGACACAAAGCCUUCGCGCCCGCUCAAGCCCGUCAAGACCGUGGAGAAGAAGCUCAAGAAGAUGGAGCAGAACAAGACGGCGGCCACACGUUACCGCCAGAAGAAGAGAGUGGAGCAGGAGGAGCUGAAUGCAGAGCGCCUCCUCCUGGAGCAGAAGAACCAGGAGCUGUCAGAAAAAGCCCAGGCCCUCAGCAAGGAGAUUCAAUACCUUAAAGACCUGAUGGAGGAGGUACGGCGCCACCACCAGAGCAAGACCAGAACAACGGCCAAGUGAGACGCAUUGUCCAGAUGGGCCCGAGCCCCACGUGUGUACAUAGACCUGUGCUGGUGCUUUUCUUUACUGGAUGUUAGUUCAAUGCUACUUUAGCUUGUAUAAACGCUUUGCUCUUCUGAUUCAAUAAAUGUUUAUUCUCCUGUUGAA
Messenger RNA from Boleophthalmus pectinirostris (great blue-spotted mudskipper), 1357 nucleotides. RefSeq names its product activating transcription factor 4a (gene atf4a). Gene Ontology annotation, cellular component: nucleus. The transcript has 4 exons. NCBI's taxonomy places the organism in Eukaryota, Metazoa, Chordata, Actinopteri, Gobiiformes, Gobiidae. Gene Ontology annotation, molecular function: DNA-binding transcription activator activity, RNA polymerase II-specific; RNA polymerase II transcription regulatory region sequence-specific DNA binding. The record is from RefSeq and is a predicted model, not a curated record. Gene Ontology annotation, biological process: regulation of transcription by RNA polymerase II. The coding region runs from base 338 to 1210 and encodes 290 amino acids.